Molecule: messenger RNA, 1080 nt
Organism: Racocetra persica
Lineage: Eukaryota; Fungi; Glomeromycota; Glomeromycetes; Diversisporales; Gigasporaceae
Source: the annotation of a GenBank genome assembly
AUGUUGUUAAAUUCCCGUCUCUUUUCCACUGCGAACUUUAAAUUUAUAAUCAAUCGAACAUCAUCAAACAUUAGUCCAAUCAAUAAAUGGAUUUCGCCGAUUUCAUAUUUUAAUUAUCUCGGAUCAAACUCUUAUUCAACGUCGUUGAAAAUUGAACCAGCACCACCAGGAAUUCAUUAUAUAACUCAUGCCGAUUUAACAUCUCAACAAAUUUACAAUUUAUUAACAUCAGCAAUUCAGCAUAAGUAUAAUGUGAAGUAUCUGAAUAAAAAAUCGGAUCAACCUUUGAGUGGCAAGACUUUGGCAAUAAUGUUUUCAAAAAGAUCUACAAGAACAAGAGUUGCUACCGAAACUGCGAUAGCUUAUCUUGGUGGUCAGCCAAUGUUCUUAGGAUCUCAAGAUAUUCAACUAGGUGUAAAUGAAUCAUUACUGGAUACUAGCAAGGUUGUGUCAAGCAUGGUAAACGGAAUAAUGGCGCGUGUUGGUUCCCACUCUGAUAUUGAGACAUUAGCAAAAUAUUCUACUGUUCCUGUGAUAAACGCAUUAUCAGACAAGUAUCAUCCAACACAAAUUCUUGCGGAUCUAAUGACAAUGCAUGAAGUAUUUGGACCUCAACCCAAAGAUGAGUCAUCGUAUGUUGCACAUUUGACACAUCCUAAAAAAACACUUCCAGGAUUGAAAGUUGCAUGGAUCGGAGAUGCUACACCUAAGGGAUACAAUCCAGCAGAGGAAGUUGUAAAAAUCGCACAAGAUGAGGCAGUUAAAACUAAUACUAAAAUUAGUUUUACGCAUGAUCCUAAGGAGGCUAUAAAGGAUGCUGAUGCCAUUGUUACUGAUACUUGGGUUAGUAUGGGCCAAGAAUCUGAAAAAGCGAAACGUCUUAAAGACUUUGCAGGAUAUCAAGUAACGUCAUCAUUAGCAAAAGAUGGUGGUGCUAAAUCUCAUUGGAAAUUUUUACACUGUCUUCCAAGAAAGCAGGAAGAAGUUACAGAUGAGGUUUUCUAUUCACCAAGAUCCGUUGUAUUUCAGGAAGCUGAAAAUCGUAAAUGGACAAUUCUCGCUGUGUUAGAUGCUUUACUU